Messenger RNA from Nanorana parkeri, 889 nucleotides. Its product is annotated as cadherin-1-like. The record is from RefSeq and is a predicted model, not a curated record. The annotation marks the transcript as partial. Gene Ontology annotation, cellular component: adherens junction; catenin complex; plasma membrane. Gene Ontology annotation, biological process: multicellular organism development; cell morphogenesis; adherens junction organization. NCBI's taxonomy places the organism in Eukaryota, Metazoa, Chordata, Amphibia, Anura, Dicroglossidae. The transcript has 7 exons. Gene Ontology annotation, molecular function: calcium ion binding; cadherin binding.
AAGGGACUAUCUUCUCACUCUGUCUGGACUUUUCCAGAGCGGCUGCAAGACUUCUGCAAAAUGCAGCUUUGUUAUCUGACUCUCUGUGUGCUGCUAAUCAAGGUGUGCGAUGGAGCCACAGAGGAACCGGCAUUGUGUGAGCCGGGAUUCAGCACGGAGCGUUAUGCCUUUACUGUGACCCGCAAGGUUCUGGAAAGAGGAAGAGUCCUGGGCAAAGUGGAUUUCAAUACCUGCAGCGCUGGAACUCUGGCCCUGUAUUCCCCUGACGACACACGUUUCCGAGUGUUCCCUGAUGGUAAGGUGACGGUGAAGAGACAGGUCACUCUCCAUGAUGGAGCCCUCAGCUUUGUGCUGAAUGCCUGGGAUGCCGCUCGAAAGAAACACUCGGUGACAGUCCUUGUAUGGAACGAGAGGGAACAGCAGGAAAAUUCCCAUUUGUUGAAGAGGCAGAAAAGAGAUUGGACAAUCCCUCCUUUGGCAAUCUUUGAGAAUGAUAAGGGUCCAUUUCCUAAACGCGUUGUCCAGAUUAGUUCUUCUCAAAGCACAAAAAUCAAGACUAUUACAUACUCCAUAAGUGGGGAAGGAGCAGACAGGCCCCCAGUUGGAGUUUUCACCAUUGACGCCAAAACUGGAAUCCUAAUGGUAACCAGACCCCUGGACAGGGAGGUGAUUGAUAAGUACCAGAUCACCAUCCUGGUGGUGAAAUUGGCAUUUGAUGACCUGCUGGAGCAGUGCUGUCACUCCCUGCUGGAGGUGCAUGCUUUGUCGGAAACGUGGAACGUGGAAGAGCCGAAGACAUUCUUUGUUCAUGUGAAAGAUCAGAAUGAUAACUUUCCAGUCUUCACACAGACCAUAUUUGAUGGCUUUGUGACAGAGGGAUCCCCACCCG